CUCUGAUGUCAACAGGACUCUCACUCAGCUCAUUAGCUUGCUGAUACACACAGACAUUUUGAUGACACUUGCAAAGACAGUUUGCCUUUUUGCAGGGCAGCUUCUGAUGAGUAACUCCAAGCCCCAAAAUAAAUUGACACAAAACGUCUGUGUUUUAAACUAGAUGACUGAGGUUCACUCUGCAUUUCUGACUGCUAUAUUAAGAACUCCGACUCAAGUGAAGGACCUUAGAGAGAUUGCUGUUUGGCUACAGAGAUGAGUGUUGGGCUGACACAACCCAUCUGUAUGGAAAUAGCUCUGGCUCUACUCAUUUUGCCAGGGGUUUUGUGCACCGACUGGCUUGUGGCAUAUCAACCGAAAGAGAUCUGUGCAGUAAGAGGCUCUUCUGUUGUCAUUUCAUGCACAUUUCACUAUCCUGAGAAGCUUGAUAACAAGAACCUAACAGUGGAAAAAGUCAUGUGGAGUCAAGGGAGGAAACAGUUUUUUGAUGGCCCUUUCAUCACUGAGAGUAAUAAUAGAACUCAUAACAGCACCAAAUUUGAGUACGUUGGUAACAAAGUUCAUAAUUGUUCUUUGCAAAUCCACCAAGUAGAGCAGAGAGACAGUGGAGAAUAUGCAUUCAGAUUUGAAACUAACAACGGCAAUUGGACGGGAAAGAACGCUACAAACGUGAAUGUUUCUGAGUUGUUCAUUUCGAUGACAACACCCAAAGUAGGCAAACCAAUAAAAGAAGGGGAUUGUGUGAAUCUGACCUGUAUGUACAACUGUUCAUCUGCAGUUAUGUGGUUCAAGAACAGAAAACCCCUGCAAGAGGAGUCCUCAACUCUUUACCUCCGUGACAUAUCCUUUCAAGACUCUGGAAACUACUCGUGUUCGCCAAAGCAUUACAACAGACCACUUUCUGGGGUUAUCAGGGUCAAUGUUGAAUAUGGCCCUAGGAAUACCUCAGUCUCAGUCUGGCCGUCGUCUGAAGUUUUGGAGGGUAGUGAUGUUAUUUUGACCUGCAGCAGCAAUGCUAACCCAACAUUGAACUACACUUGGUUUAAAAUAGAUGGAGACAGUUGUCUGGAAAUGGUAUAUCAGGCUGAGCUACAGUUUAAUGUUACUCUCACUGGUAAUAGUGGGAAAUACUUCUGUGUCGUCAUCAAUAAGCAUGGAAGACAGAAUUCCACUAUUCUAUCACUGAAAGUCAAAGGUAAGUACAAUAACAUGUUGUAACCACAACGGGUUACAAAGAGUAACAAUUCCAACAAUCAGAAAUCUGAACAACUUAAAUGCAAAAACAAAUGCACUUGUCUUUUCCUAAUAGCACUGACUUUUCUUAUAACUUCUUUAUUGAGGAAAAAUGUGUUUACUAUGACUGUGAUAUGUGGUUGUCUCACCUAGAUAUCUUAAGAUGAAUGCACUGAUUGUAAGUCACUUUGGACAAGAGCGUCUGCUAAAUUAUUUAAAUGUAUUUUAAAUUAUAAUGCUUUUGUGUUCAUAUGCAGAUCAUGCAAAGGGGAUGGUAGCUGUGACACUCACGAUACUUAUUGCAGUUCUUGCUGUUGUGCCAAUGAUUAUCAUUGUGCCUAUGGUUGCUUGGCAUCUUGUUGCUCACAGGAAAAAGACUACAGCACCAAAACCACACACAGAAGAGAACACACAGACCACAGAAGCGCAUGUAACCAGCCUCACAUCAGACUGUAGUCUGACAGAAGAGUGGAGAGAGGAGGAACCAUCGCAACAGGAAGAUGUCAGCUAUACAACAGUGCACACCAACACCAAGCAAAGGGCAAACAUAGAACAGCAGAACGAGGAAACUACGGCCCUCUACAGCUCUAUAUGGGAGCAACAAGCCAAGGAGGACCUCUACAGUGUAGUAUCCAGACCCACUCCUAGGGGGAAACAGGCCCAGGAUGACCCAGUCAUCUACAGCACUGUGUUCAGGCAGUAGUUGAGAUGUUGCCUGGCUAACCAAACUCCUUGCUCCGGCCAACCGCUAUGCCACGCCCACAGAUGUUAGUGUCUUCCGAGUCUGGAUCGGAGUACCUUCCUGACAAUUUCUAGAAUGCAAACACAUUCUAACCACUCGGAUUGGUCCCAGAAACUGAUGGGUUGGGCCAGAGCCAGUACACACGUGGGUAAAGCGCAUUGAUAGAGGACUCAUCUUUUUAUCUGUGACAUAGCGUCUGUGACAGCAUGUGCAGCACCAUUUAGGCUAUCUUCAUUUUGAAGUAGUUAAUUUUCUUCUUCAGGUUGGCUGAUCCCUCCUGAUGACCCGGUUGGACAUGACUCCAACAUGGCCACCAGGAGGGAUCAGCCAAUAAAUGUUGGAAGUCUCAUCCAGUUGAUUACAUUAAAAUGGUGGAAGCCCUCAAAGGCGCUUUUAAAAUUCUUCAUUGGCUUUGAUACUCUGAUUGGUUAGAGAUUAUCCAAUUGCUGAUGACCUAAUUCUGACUUCAGCUGCGUCUGUCUGACUGAAGUACGUAGCAAACAGAACGGCUGAAGAUUUCAGUUACCUUGUGUCGUCAGGCAAGUUGAGAUGGUGAACCUCACACAAUGGACCCUGAGGAUCUAUUAGACUCCACUAGAGGUCAGAACAGAGCCUUUGCAUGAUGAAUGAACUCACAGCUGUGAACAGAGGAAGAGAGUACGAUAUCUGCAGUACACCUGAGACAAUGCAGAUGGCCACCUUGGAUAUCUGCAGUCCAAUCAUUUAAAUAUUCCA
This is a messenger RNA of Oncorhynchus mykiss (rainbow trout), 2710 nucleotides long. The record is from RefSeq and is a predicted model, not a curated record. Lineage: Eukaryota; Metazoa; Chordata; Actinopteri; Salmoniformes; Salmonidae.